Messenger RNA from Enhydra lutris kenyoni (northern sea otter), 2939 nucleotides. Its product is annotated as intraflagellar transport 81. Bases 380 to 2410 code for a protein of 676 amino acids. Gene Ontology annotation, biological process: cilium assembly; intraciliary transport. The transcript is spliced from 20 exons. NCBI's taxonomy places the organism in Eukaryota, Metazoa, Chordata, Mammalia, Carnivora, Mustelidae. Gene Ontology annotation, molecular function: tubulin binding. The record is from RefSeq and is a predicted model, not a curated record. Gene Ontology annotation, cellular component: centrosome; cilium; intraciliary transport particle B.
GGGACAAUUGGAAAAUGAAGGGAAGUGGAGGAAACACCCACAGUUCCACUCCUCGAACAUAAUUUUCCACGUUUGUUCAUUCCCUUUCAGCUGACAUCACGAAGUACAGUGGUCUCCAGUCCUCACCGUGGCACGGGACCGGUAAACGCACUUGCACGUGGGCCGGGCACCUCACUUUUCCCCGCUGGGGACCUCUGCCCUACCGUGCCCCCGAGGGCCCAGCGGAAACGCCCCGGCCCACCCGCCGGAAGUGACGUAAUCUCACGGCCUAGCAACCGUUGCCAAGGAGCUCGUCUCUAGGAACCCUGUAGAGCCUGGAUGCCUCCUGCGGGGGGGAAAAGUGGUUUCUUGAGGAGAAUUUGAGUUAUAAGACCCAAUUAUGAGUGAUCAAAUCAAAUUCAUUGUGGACAAUCUCAAUAAAGAACCUUUUAGGAAGAACUAUAAUUUAAUUACAUUUGAUUCCCUGGAGCCAAUGCAACUGUUGCAAGUUCUCAAUGAUGUUCUGGCUGAAAUUGACCCAAAGCAAGUUGUUGAUAUCAGAGAGGAGAUGCCAGAGCAAACAGCCAAAAGGAUGUUGAGCCUUCUUGGUAUCCUUAAAUAUAAACCUCCAGGAAAUGCCACAGACAUGAGUACCUUUCGUCAGGGUCUGGUGAUUGGAAGUAAACCCGUAAUUUAUCCAGUACUCCACUGGCUUCUUCAGAGGACUAAUGAACUGAAGAAAAGAGCAUAUUUAGCUCGUUUUUUAAUAAAACUUGAGGUACCUAGUGAGUUUCUUCAGGAUGAAACUGUGGCUGAUACCAAUAAACAGUAUGAAGAGCUAAUGGAAGCCUUUAAAACUUUGCAUAAAGAAUGUGAGCAACUUAAGACAUCUGGAUUUUCUACAGCAGAAAUAAGAAGGGAUAUCAGUGCCAUGGAGGAAGAAAAGGAUCAGCUCAUUAAGAGAGUUGAACGUUUGAAGAAAAGGGUGGAGACAGUUCAGAAUCAUCAACGGAUGCUUAAAAUAGCAAGGCAACUUCGAGUUGAAAAAGAGAGAGAAGAAUUUCUUGCACAACAGAAACAGGAACAAAAGAAUCAGCUAUUUCAUGCAGUGCAGAGACUGCAAAGAGUACAAAAUCAGCUGAAAAGUAUGCGCCAUGCAGCAGCAGAUGCAAAGCCUGAAAGUUUAAUGAAGAGGCUAGAGGAGGAGAUAAAAUUUAAUUCUUAUAUGGUUUCUGAAAAAUUUCCUAAAGAAUUAGAAAGCAAGAAAAAAGAAUUGCAUUUUCUACAAAAAGUGGUUUCAGAGCCUGCCAUGGGCCAGUCUGAUCUUCUUGAGCUUGAAUCUAAAAUAAAUGAAAUAAACGCACAGAUCAAUCAGCUAAUUGAAAAGAAAAUGAUGAGAAAUGAGCCAAUUGAAGGCAAACUCUCACUAUAUAGGCAACAGGCAUCCAUCAUUUCUCGUAAAAAAGAAGCCAAAGCUGAGGAACUUCAGGAAGCAAAGGAGAAGUUGGCCAACCUAGAGAGAGAGGUGUCAGUGAAGACAAAUCAGACCCGUGAAUUUGAUGGCACUGAAGUUUUGAAGGGAGAUGAAUUCAAACGAUAUGUCAGUAAACUUCGAAGCAAGAGUACAGUUUUCAAAAAGAAACAUCAAAUAAUAGCUGAAUUUAAAGCUGAAUUCGGUCUCUUGCAGAGGACAGAAGAACUUCUUAAACAACGUCAUGAGAAUAUUCAACAUCAGCUGCAAACUAUUGAAGAGAAAAAGGGUAUAUCUGGGUAUAGUUACACCCAGGAAGAGCUAGAACGGGUAUCUGCACUGAAGACUGAGGUUGAUGAGAUGAAAGGCCGAACGCUCGACGACAUGUCUGAAAUGGUAAAAAAACUGAAUUCACUGGUAUCUGAAAAGAAGUCAGCUCUAGCCCCAGUUAUAAAAGAACUACGACAGUUGCGUCAGAAAUGUCAAGAACUUACCCAGGAGUGUGAUGAAAAGAAAUCCCAGUAUGAUAGCUGUGCAGCAGGCCUCGAAAGCAAUCGAUCCAAAUUAGAACAGGAAGUCAGGGGACUCCGUGAAGAAUGUCUUCAAGAAGAAAGUAGAUACCAUUACACAAAUUGUAUGAUUAAGAACCUAGAAAUACAGCUUCGUCGAGCUACCGAUGAGAUGAAAGCCUAUGUCUCUUCUGAUCAGCAAGAAAAAAGAAAGGCAAUUAGGCAACAGUAUACAAAAAAUAUUGCUGAACAGGAAAACCUUGGAAAGAAACUCCGAGAAAAACAAAAAGCUGUACGAGAAAGUCAUGGUCCAAAUAUGAAACAAGCGAAAAUGUGGCGUGAUUUUGAGCAGUUGAUGGAAUGUAAGAAACAGUGCUUUCUGAAACAACAAAGCCAAACUCCCAUGGGUCAGGUAAUUCAGGAGGGCGGGGAAGACCGGCUGGUGCUCUGAAUCUGUGUGCCAUCAUGUGGGGUUUUAGUUGAUACUACUAGAUAUAAGCAUAAUCCCGUAAUUUAUUUCUUUUCUGGAAAGUGAUUUGUACAACAUUCUGUUUUCAGGUUAACCAUUCCUAUUAAGUUGCCUUGGAAGGUAAUGUUAAGGUAGAUUUAGGUUUUAAAGUUUUUUAAUAUGAAAAACGGCUUUUAUUGUUUUGCUUAGUUUAGAGAUUAGCGGUGUCUUAGGAGUUUUAUGAGACAGGAGACUAAAUUUACUCUCUGUAAAUGUAAACAUAUGUCCAUUAAGAAGCGUGUAGUUUUUUAAAAAUGUAAUAACCCGAUGGCUUAAUGUUCUUAAUCUUUUUUUUAACUUUAGAGGAAUCUUUUAGGAACUAAUAUCUCUUGUUUUGAAGAAACAUUUAUCUGAAGUUCAGCAAUUCCUACAGUUUCAAUUCAGUUUCUCUUUCUUCUGUAAAAUUCAAGAAAAUUUGCUAUUUUGAAUAACAUAUUUGUUCUGUCUGAAUUAUUUAAAGGCAAAUAAAACU